This is a messenger RNA of Penicillium robsamsonii, 2799 nucleotides long. RefSeq lists its product as uncharacterized. The record is from RefSeq and is a predicted model, not a curated record. Gene Ontology annotation, molecular function: protein binding. NCBI's taxonomy places the organism in Eukaryota, Fungi, Ascomycota, Eurotiomycetes, Eurotiales, Aspergillaceae. The coding region runs from base 1 to 2799 and encodes 932 amino acids. The transcript has a single exon.
AUGGAUCCCAUGCGAAGAUUAUACGAAACCUUACCUGGGGGAGAUAUCGUCCAUCCACCCUCAUUUCCAAAGCGGCCAGAUAUUUUCAAUAGAGCGCCACUAGCCCCAGCGUUGACCGAAGACAACGCAUUUCUUGCCCGUCGAUUUUGGCAGCAGCCCGAUGAAUCCCUCGAACGUGCAUGGAAGGCACAUGCAAAUCGACCCUAUACACGAGCACCCGACGAUGAAGAAUCCGUAAUGCAUGCGUUGGCUCACAACGUCUAUGAGCACCUGAUGAGCAAUCCACUUCUACCUAUCUCGCGUGAGAAUGCACGAGCCAGAUUCACAGAGGAGGGCUUGGACGAGACCUAUAACGGCGUGCAGGGGCUGGAUGCAAUGAAACAAAAAGUCUUCGUACACGGCCUUAACGUCAGAGAUCCGGAUCUUUGGACGAAAGAUGCACUCACAGAAGAACUGACAUCGAGGGGUCUAAGCACAAAUGGGAGAAAGACAGACCUACAACGUCGUCUAUGGGAAUACGAAUGUGAUGAGCGCUUUGGGGUCUCGAAACAAAGCAACCUGAGUCACUGGGGUAUCCAUCGUGAGCCAAGGCCUGUAAUGAGUCCUGCUACGAGAACAGAUAUGUCUGCACUUGAAAUGUAUACCGCGGCAAUUAAACUGAGCCCGUACAAUCCAACAUACUGGAACAGCCGUGCGUAUUGCCAUUACCUACUAGGCCAUUUUGAUCUCGCCAUUGGAGAUGCCUACCGCGGAGAACUUCUCUGCGAAGUGUUGACGACAGCAACCCAAAGGAACAAACGCCCUGGGAUGUAUACCCGAGUUUGGGACGCCAUUCAGCAGCACCUGAUGAUGGAAUUGAAGAUCAAGGGAGUCCCAAUGACAAGGGAGGUUCUGCAAAUGAGGAAGGCAAAUGGUGUCAACUAUUUCAUUCCAACUCUGAGGAACGCCCUUCACAGCAUCACCAGUCUCAGCCUCGCAGCAUUGAAUUGUUGGGAUGAUUUUGAUGACCACAUGCAUGGUCAACUCCAACGACCUCUGCCAUACCGCGAUGUGUCAGUCCCCAAGAAACGGAUGACAGUGAGCGCCCGCGUGAAAGAGGAGAUCGCACAGAGGAGAGAUAUUCCCUCAACGCUUCAUCCGUCCCUUUAUGGACACGAGUGGAGCCGAGGAUGGAUUUCAGGCGCCGAUAAAUAUCCAUACGACCAAGCGGAUGUGAAACGCGAAUCGCCGCACUUCAUCAAUGCACUCAAUGCAAAUCUCUUCAUAAUCAAUGCCAGUGUCGGAAGAUUUUCCCAACGGACAUGCCAGGUACGACCACUCACAAAGGACAAUUGCUUCAAUGGCUUGGGAGUCUUUGCCACUGCAAACAUCAAAGCAGGAACCUUAAUUCACUACGAGGAACCCGUUGUUCGCGGAAAUCUCAUCCCCAACAAGCUACUCGAUGAUGAAAGCCAAGACACCCUCCAUGUGCCACGAUGUGACAACUGUCAAACGUUGAUUGACCCAGACGAGGUCCAGCAUAUCGAGGACAACUGGGACUCCAUUCAGGAUCCGGCACCAGAUCCCGGAUGGAGGCACCAAGCUGAUUGCGUGUGUCUUGACAUGAUGUGUAAAUGUACGGAUGUAGGAUAUUUCAGAGCGACGAGAGGCGGUCUGCUGUUCUGUUCUUCCAACGAUGCAAUAUCAGACGGCAUGGCUCCCCACUGCUUGUCCAUUGCGCGCGAAACGUACCAUUUCCAAGAAUUCUGUGGCCUCGAUUGGGGCUGGUUGCACGAUUCCAUGCGACCUAAUAAAGUGACAUGGGGCGGAUCGCAGUAUUUUACUCACACCAAUGAACGCCACGGGACUGUGUUGAGUCUACUCUUGAAGAGCGUGUUCGAACUCACGCUCCACCGCCGUCAAGAGGACCCUAAUCUUUUCGCGCAUGAAAUUAACGAACUCCUCGUCCUCGAGGCAGGUACCGACACCAACGAGCCGUGGAAAGACACCUGGUUCCCUUUCACUCUGGCCGGUAAUAUCCAGAUACCGUUCGAUAUCCUCUUCAACCUUGGAGUGGACAUUUUCUGCGACCUCUCAUUCGAUACUUGGGUCAUUCAGACUGUACUGCGGAAGUUGCUGGUCAAUGCUGUACCAUGGGAGCAUGCACGGCGAGGUGCGAACCCAACGUUCACUGAUCGAGAUGGUCCCAAGCCGGUGCUACACCCAACCCUACAAAGUAGAAUGAGAGACAGACACGAAGAUCUCUCGGCAAUGGAACCAUCGUUUGGGAAUUUCUUUCUCUUUCCUGGAUUUAGCAUGUUCAAUCAUUCCUGUCGUCCUUUUGAGAACGCACUGUGGGGAUACGAUGACAAGGUCCCCAACCGCGUGGUCAUCUGGGCGAACAAGGAUAUCAAAGCUGGAGAAGAGAUUAGAGUUCCAUAUCAACGUUAUAGGAUCGCUGAUCCCGUUGGCGAAGACUCCGAUCUCAAUAUGCACGCUGUGCAACUGUUUGGAAAGAACUGCGAGUGUCCCAGGUGUCAAGGCCGAGGGCUUGCUCCUACUGUUGAUAAAGGGAACAUUGAAUCUGUGUCUGAUAGCGAUGCUGCCCAGGGCGAUGGGACUAUUGAUUGGACACCGGGUCCAGUGACGAUUCCGCCAAAGCGGGAAUAUUGGAGUGGCGUUCUUGGAGAGGAUGAUUCUGAGAUGGAGGACUAUUUGAGAGAGUACCGGGAGAUUGUGGAAGAUAUAUAUGAUACAUACUACGAUCUCGAUGGCGAUGAGGACGAGGACGAGGAGGAGGGGGGGGAGGGGGAGGGAUAG